Messenger RNA from Exaiptasia diaphana, 9678 nucleotides. Its product is annotated as major antigen. NCBI's taxonomy places the organism in Eukaryota, Metazoa, Cnidaria, Anthozoa, Actiniaria, Aiptasiidae. The record is from RefSeq and is a predicted model, not a curated record. The transcript is spliced from 5 exons. Bases 195 to 8672 code for a protein of 2825 amino acids.
CUACUGCUAGUCCCUUGGGUCAUAUAUACAGAAAACUUCUCUGUAGACCUGUAGAGCGACGAGAAGGGUGUGAAGAUCGAGCAACAUCAAAAAUCUGCCAAUCGUCAACCUUACAGCUUAACUCAGCGUUUACAAGCCACGUUUGUGUGCGCGCUUCAAGACAGCUAGCUGAAGUUUAAAAAACAGUCAGCAAUAUGAGCGAGACUACCGAGGUGUCAAGCUCUAAGACGUCUCGAAAGGAGRCUUCGUAUGGUGGACCUUCGUCGGGAUCAGGCUCAUUUUAUAAGUCUAUCAAGUCGUACUCGAGCAGAGGAGGAGGUCAUGGCCAUGGAGAAAUUUCUCUUCAACAAAUUUCCGAGGCCAAAGAAGUGUUUGGAGACAUGGAAGAAGCUUGCAAGAAAUUCAAGUUUCAGAUCGAAGAGCUCAACAAACAACACAGGAUUGAGAUCAAAAAGCUUCAAAUGGAGAUUGACAAUCUCAAACGGCAAAAACUUGCAGUGGAGGAACAGCUAAUGAAUUGCAAGGGUGACAACCGUAAGCUAACCGACGAGCUAACAUUGAUCCGACGCAGGCUUAUGGAUAAAGAAACAGAGAACGAAAUGCUGAAACGYGAGUUGAGCAAAAAAGACCACGAAAUUUCCAUUCUCCGUGCCGACAAGAUCGAUCUUCAGAAGCGAAUCGAAAGCAUGAGCCAAGAAAUGGUCAUCAGCUCUGAUGUAACACAUAUUGUAGAGUCUGCACCAGAGGAUGAUCUUUUCAUAGCUCAACAAGAGAUCAGCACGUAUGAAACCACCAUCAAGAGCUCUAUGGAUGAAAGAGAUGCUCUACGUGACGAGAUUGCUGUUUUACAAGCCAAGCUUUCCAGAGUUCAAGGAGACUACGACAAAGCCGUCAGAGAUCUUGAAGCAUCMAAGAGGGACUGCGACCUGAAGGUGCGUAAGUACGAGGCUUCUUUGAUCAACUCCCAGAAACAACGAGAUGAUCUUAAAGACAAGUUGGAGAGGUUGCGAGACGAACUGAAGCGAACUAAGGAAACCAUUGCCGGACACGCUGCUGACGCCUUGAACAACAAAAAGGUGGCUGACCGACUCCGCGAUGAGACUGCAUUUAAAGACAAGCAGAUUAGAGCCCUGGAGAAGAAAAAUUCAGAUCUGGAAGAUCGUCUUGAGAAAGCCCGGCAAGAACUCUCUCAAGCCGAACUUAAGGCYGAACUGGAAAGUAAACAGAGGCAGAAUGUCGAGCGUGAUCUCCGCGAGUCCCAGAAGAAGAUAUCUGAAUUAGAAGCUUCUAUCGAUAGCUUGAGAGUGGAAAAUGGMGAUCUUCAGCGCGAGCUGUCUAUAACCAUCAAGAAAUUAUCCGCAACUGAGGAUGAGCUUUCAAGAGCAACUGGCAGGCUGAAACAACUUGAAAACGAAGUUUCGCGUUAUCGAUCCCGUGUCCGAGAGCUGGAGUCAGAAAUCGAAAGAAUCUCGUCUGCACAUACUGAGCUUCAAUCGACUUACGAAUCGUCCGUUUCAGAAGUGGAUGGACUUCGCCUGAGGCUUGGUGGGCACUCUGGGAAAAUCAGCGACCUGGAAUCACUUUACGAGGUAACGGCUAAAGAGAGAGACGAAUUGAAGACGAAYUUAGCACCUUUGGAGAAGAGAAUCCAGGACUUGAAGGUGGCACUAGAGAGAAGUGAGAACUCCAGAGAUGAUUUAGAACGACAGGUUGAUGCCUUAAGAAGCAAAAAUGCCAACCUUGAAGCACAACUGGAUGCUGCUCAAAAAGCUAAACUSCAACUGAAGGCAGAUUUGGAUUCGGAAAAGGACAGGGUGGCCCAGCUUAGAAAACAAAUCGCCGCAUUGAAGACCGAACUUAAUGAUAUGCAACGAAAUCUAGAGAAAUACAAGAACGACAACAACCGCAAGCAGAAAACCAUUGACGACAUGAAGAACACAAUCAGACAAUUGGAAGACAAAAUCAACGUCCUUGAGAAUAACGUCGGAGAACUCAACACCCAAAACGACAUCUUAGAGGAACAAGCAAAGGAGAUGCAGGCCGACCUGAAUGAAGCAAACAAGAGAGCAGCAAUGGUUGAAGACGAAAACUCACAAUUGGAAGCUGAAAUUGAGCGCCUUAACCGCGAACUGCAAAAUAAGGAUCAACGUAUUUCAGAGCUCGAAUCCGCCUACGACAGCUCAGAAAAAGAGAAGCGAGACCUUGAACAGCAAGUACUAGCUCUUACCCAGAAAGUAGCUCGAWUGGACAAGGAGCUUCAAGACGCUUUGAAUAACAACACUGUACUGGCCGAAGACGCAAAAAAUCACAAAGCCAUUGUCGACAAAAUGCAAGACGAGAUCGACCGCUUAAAGAACGCUGUCAAGGACGCACAACGUCUUGCUGAUGAAGCCCAGAAAGAUGCCUUUGAGAAAGAUGCAACCAUAGAAGCAUUGAAAAGCCAACUUUCAAAACUCGACAAAGAAGUAGAUGAGCUGAAAGCUGACCUUGUGCACACAAAAUCAUUGUUGCAGUCAAGCGAAGACGAAAAGCAUAAGUUGCUAAUACAACUUAAAGCCAAGGAAGAGGAAAUCAAUCGUCUAGUGACUGAGAUCGAGAAACACCAGCAGCAUAACUCUGUCCUUCAAAAUGAAUGCCUUAUAGUUCAAGACAAGGCUGACAGUGUCCAAACGAGCUAUCAAGAUUUUAUGGAUUCAGCUAAUGAUUCAGCUGCACUCCUGGACACCGAAAGAGAGAAGGUAGCACAACUUGAAAAAGAGCUUCUUAAUCUCAAAAACAAAGUGCGAGUUUUGGAGGACCGCGAUACGACCAAGCAGAAGGAGAUCGACAGACUAAAGGCUGAACUUGAAGCUUCUGACGAAACGGUCGCUGACCUAAGGAAGGAGGUUCAAAGACUGGAGGGUGAAAAAGACGACAUCAACAGGGACCUUUUAGUAGCCCGAAGUAAGGUUAGCGAGCUUGAGAGUGACCUUGACAAUGCUCAACAGGACAGAAAGAAGGCUGAGGACGACCUGUAUGACCUGCAAGGAAAGAUUGGUAAACUCGAGACUCAAAUUGAGACUUUGAGAAAGCAAAAUCAACAACUGAAAGACCAGCUCAAAGAGGCUAACGGAAAGUUAGUUCCUGCCAAAGAAAAAAUUGCAGCUCUCGAAGCUUCCAACUCGCAACAGAAAAAGAUGAACGAUGGAUUAAAUCAAAUCAUCGCCAAGAAAGAUAAAGUCAUCAAAGACCUAAAUGACAAAAUCAAGAAAUUACAGAAAGAGUUGGAAGAUGCAAAACGUGAUGUCUUAGCUGCCAACGUAAGUGCAGACACCGCUAGAGAAGAAAAGAAAGAACUGGAACGCAAGAACAAAGCCUUGCUCGCACGUAUUGAGCAGCUCGAAAAAGAACUCAAAGAAAUGAAGGAACAAAGAAAUGCGCUCGAAAGUGAUCUUAGCAGUAAGAACCACCGACUUGCCAUUCUAGAGGGACAGCUGGAAAGCAUCAAGAAGGAGCGCGAUAAUCUCAGAAUAGAAAGAGACGACCUGAAAACAGCAUAUAGAAAGUUGAAAGAAGAUAAUCUUGCUCUCUUGAGCGAUCUGAAGCAAAGGGAGAGAGAAUUAGAGUUGAAGACUAAAGAGCUUGUUGACAAAGAUGCAAUAAUUGAAAGGCUAAAGAACGCCAAAGCUGCUGUUGAUGCUGAAUUGGCACGAGUUAAGAAAGAGCUCAUGGAAACAAAGAACCAACUGGAAUCAACUUUGAACAAGUUGAGAACAUUAGAAGAAACGUAUAAGAACACCAAUGUAAAUCUUAGCAAGCUGGAAGUUACAAUUGGUAAUUUGAACAAGGAGCGAGAGGAAAGAGAUCGCGCAGGCACUACCCACGACACUCGCUACUAUGAGAUUGAAACCCUCUACAAGGCUAGCCAGGACCGCGAAAACAGAUUCAAACAAGAAUUGCUGUCUUACAAAAAUCGCUUCGAAAAGUUGGAAAACGACUAUCGCAAUCUGCAACAGGAGAACGUCGAUCUCCGAGCAACAGUGAACUCCUUGAACAAGAAAAUACGCGACCUCGAAGCGUUAAGAGACCGCCUGCAGAAAGAAAAGCAGAGUCUGCAGACCGAACUAGUCGCUGUCAAUAAUGAGCUAGCUGAUAAAGAAAUCGAGUGGGAUAAUGCACUGAAAGAAAACGAAUCUCUGAAAAAGCAGCUUGAAGAUGCAAAAGAACGUUACAACAAAGCAUGUAACGAGAUCCUUGACCUCCAGCAGAAGAACGUGGAAUUAAAUUUGGAAGUUGAAAAUCUGGAGCGAGAAUCCACAGAGAAAGACAACACCAUCAACAGCCUUAUGGCCAGUAAGGAGUACAUCGAAGGACAACUCGACAGCCUCAAAAAGCAGCUGGCGGCCAUGAAAGAAGAAAACGAUAAUCUCAGAGAAGAUAACGCCAGAGCUCAGCAGGAAAUGCUUGACUUGACCAAUAAAAUCAACGAGCUAGAAAAUCUUCUUGCUAGAGUGACUAGUGAAAGAGAUCGUGUCUUGGAAGACCUCAGAACAAAUGCCAACAAAAUCUCAAUCCUGGAGCAGCAGAUCCGCGACAUUACAAAUGAAAAGGAGCAACUGAAUGACAAAAUCGAUGAACUGCGCAGACAACUGAAUACAUUAAGAGAAGAGAAGAAUCAAAUCGAACGCGAGUAUAAUGGUCUGAAGAGUAAGAUAGAUUAUUUCACCAAAGAGAUUGACACAAGAGAUAAAACCAUCGAGGAGCUAAAGAACAGAAUCGAAGAGUUGGAACGACAAAACGACUCAUUGAAAAAGAACAUGCGAAGUCUUGAAGCAGACUACGAAACAGCCCAACAAAAGAUUAAAGAUCUCGAGAAGUCCUUAUCAUCUAUGACAGACCGUUUGACCAUCAUCGAGAAUUCAGGCGAGGGACAUCGUGACAAGGCAAGACGACUUGAAGAAGAAAAUGUCAGUCUCAAAAGACGGGUCACGGAGCUGGACAUAGCAGCAAAGAUCAAAAACGAAAACGAGUUAGACCUCCAGAAGAAGUUAAGUCAAGCAUCGGAACAGAUCAUAAAUCUUGAAAAUAGACAGCCACUGGAAUCUGGCAUUACGAUGGAGAGCAUGGAGUUAGUAGAGUCUGCACCAGACUGGGAAUCAGCAGAAUUACGAAGUGAACUCGAAGGACUCAAAACAAAAUACUCCAAACUAGAAAGAACGAACAUAAACUUACAGGACACCAAUAACAAGCUUCAAGCAGACAUCCAAAGCAGGGACAAGAGGAUUAAAGAUCUUGAGGACGAGAUAAUGGAUCUGCAGCGAACAAUCACAGAUCUCAAAACMAAAUUGUCUUCCAUGGGUGACCAGACUGAUGCUCCUGGAAUWAUUGCUUCACUAAGAGCUCAGAAGAACAACCUAGAACGUGAUAACAACAUGCUCAUCCAAGAACUAAACGCUUUACGUCAGCAACUAGCCGACUCCAAAAARCGUAGAGAGGAGCUCGARAGCGAAAACUACAAAUUAAAGAGAGAUUUAGGUGACGUCACUUUGAAGUUGCAAAUGAUGACUGGCGAGAAUGAGAAUCUCAAUGCCGAACUUAUAAACGCACAGAAGAAGUAUGCAAGUCUGCAAGAAGAUUACAACAAGGCCCAGCAAGAUAUGGCCAGACUACGUGGAGAUGUUGAAGAGACCCGCGCACAGCUUGCAAGAGCUAAAGAAGAUAUGUUUGAGGCACAGAGAGCUGCAAGCGAAUUGUCUAUGCAAGUAGAUACGCUAAACAGAGAGCUUGCUGAAAAAGAAGAUCAAAUUCUUUGGCAUGAAAACAACGAAAAGCAGCUGGAGAACGAGAUAGAUGCUUUGAGACAGAAAAAUGCACGUCUCCAAGAAAGAGUUGACGAAUAUGCCGAUCAAAUCGCUAACCUGAAUCGCACAAUCCACGACAAGGAUGCAAAGAUCACCGAACUGGAACACUUCCUGAAUCUCGCAAGAGAUGAGAAUGACCGUCUCAGGAAAGAACUGGCUACCGCUAAUGCAAAUGCAACUGAUUUCAAGAACAAAUACUUGAAUGCGCUGAAAGACGUCGAAAGACUUCAAAGUGAAAUUACAGCCAAAAACCAAAAGAUCUUUCACUUGGAGAAUCGCAUCAAGGUCCUUGAAGCCGACAAGAACCGUCUGAAGAUGGAAAUCAAUACUCUAAAGAAAACCAUUUCACAACUGCGUAUUGAAAUCGAAACUCACCGCCAAGAGAAAAACAAGAUCGCAAAUGACUUGGUAAUCGUGCAACAAGCAAACGAUGUUCAAUCCGCUCCAGCAUCGGCGCUUUUCUCGACAGAGAUCAACAUCACAGAUAACAAACGAUACAAGGAUCUUGAUGCUGCUUACAAGAAGCUGAAGGCAGACAAGAGUAUCCUGGAUAAUGAUUUGGUAUCAUUGCGUGCUAAGUUAAGCCGAGCUGAGGGAGACCUUUCCAGCGUCACUCGUGAUAAGAACAUCUUGGAAGGUCAGUCUGCAUGGAAAGACAAGAGGCUCAGAGAAAUGGAGGAUCUUUUGAAUGAAUACCAGACCAAGAAUAGAAUUGAUCCCAAUGAUGCAUUGGCAUGGAAGAAAAGGAAUGCUGAACUAGAACAAGAAAUCCACAAUCUCAAAAACAAAGUUACCCGACUGGAGACUUAUAAUGAGACGUACGACAAGAAAAUCAAAGAUCUCUGCGAUGAACUAGUAAACGCAAGACACAAGAUUGCUCAAGUUGAAGCUCAAAAUGAGGAGGCUCAACAAACCAUCGAACAACAACAAAAAGAGCUUUUGGAUGCGUACAAAAAGAUCGCAGACUUGGAGGCAGCAUUACAAAGUGCACAAAACGCCAAAGGUGAACUUCAGCGUGACAAGCAGAGCCUACAAAACAGGAUUCACACUCUUGAAGAUGAGCUUCAAAAUGAAGCCAAGACCCAAGCUCAGCUUCGCGGAGUACAUGACCAAACUAAGGCAAGAAACGAGGAACUGAAAGCGGACGUUGCCAAGCUUCAGAAGAAAUGCCGUGAACUGCAACAAGCCCUCGACAGCCAAGUUGCUGAGCAUGCUGAAAGGAAAUUCACUGUUGAUCGCUUGGAAGAGGAGCUCAGGAAUUCUGCUGCAGAUAACGACGCGUUGAGGAAAGAAAUCGCAAUGCUAAGGCAAGAGCUUGAAGACAUAAGGAGYGAAAGACGCGACUUCCAGAGUGAGUUAACAAGAAUUGAGCCAAUCAUGGCUGGUUUAGAAAGCAGGCUGCAGGCAACCCUGGARGAGAACUCGAGAUUGAAGGUACAGAUCGAAUCACUUCAGAAGCAACUUCAAGAAGUGCGCAGCAAGUAUGAGAGAAUCGAGACAGAAACGACCAUCAUCCGCGAUGCAGGAGGUCAACUGGAGUCUGGAGCUGGAGACCUAUUUGCGGCACCAGGUGACGAUGUUGAUGGUCUACGUGCAGAAAAAGAUCGCCUUGCAUCUGAUGCCACAUCUUGGCAGAACAAGUAUAACACCCUUCAGAAAGACUUUGAGGGCAUUAGUCUGGAGAAACAGAAACUAGAGGACAGACUUGCCAGUAUGCAGAAGACUAUUAACCACCUCGAGAACACCAACCAAGGUCUUGUGAACGAUAAGAACAAACUGUUCCAUGACUUGGAAGCGGCAAAGAGGAAGUGUCAAGACCUUCAAAACGAUCUUGAGAAUUGUAGAGUUGGAAAAGAGGCCUUGCAAGCUGAAAGCGACGGUUUCCAGAAGCGUAUUGCUGAACUMGAGGCAGAAUACGAGAUCAGAACAAAGAGUUCCAUCGAGGACUACGACGACUCCACGUCCUACACUGUUCUCCAAGCGGCAUACAAACGCGCCCAAGAACGCGAGAAUGAAAUCACAGCUGAACUGCUUGACGCCCACAAAAUGAUAGCAAGGCUGGAUAAUGAGAACAAAAACCUGAGAGAGCAAAUAGCCACCAUCAACGUGACAACACAGAAUAUUAAUCUGAAACUGGAGUGCUGUAGAGAUGAAAUCCUUGCCUACCARAAAAGAAUAUCUGAAAUGGAAGAGAAAUGUGACCUUACUCGUGAAAGAAAUGAAGAGCUGGAGGAUGAAUUGACAGUUCUUCAACACCGCAUUAGCGAAGUAGACAGUGACAACAAGUUCAACCAACAAGGAAAAGCAGAAUGCCACGUGGAAAACACUAAACUACAGAACAAAUUGACCCGUAUGGAAACAGCUCUUGAUGACUGCAACCGAGACAARGAAAGCCAACGCAUCCAAAUUAACAACAUGAGAAGCAAGUAUGACAUGCAGAUCGAAGAUCUGACAACACAACUGAAGGACRUCAUGAGUCAGCGCGAAAGCCUUCGCUACCAGGUCGACAACCUACAAAGACAGAUAGCUAUGAGYAGCAUCACCGCGACCACCGUCAGCUCCCAAAUGAGUUCCCCUGGAAACAUCUCCAUUGUCCGAAAAUACACAAGCAGUGGUGGCCAAUCAUCCGGUUCGUCCGUCACAAGAACAUCUAGACCAGCCACCAGCGGGGGAGUAAGCCAAUCAACAGAGAAAUCUAUUCAAGACAUCUUUGGUGGAGAUAGCCCAAGGGGGGAGUCUACUGGUCUGGAGUUUGACGAUGAUGACGACAGUGAACCAGAAGUCACCACAAAGAGAGUAGUCGUCAAAUCCUCAAAGUCGAGCAAAUCGUAAAUCGACUUUGAAGGGAAAAGAAAGAACGGUCCAAUGACAUUUCAUCUUUCAGGCUCUGCCAGGGGGGCAGUUAGAUACCUAUUUUUCUCUAACGAYACUAUAAUUCAUUUUUAAUCAACCCAUGUGUCUUCACAGACAUCUAAAAAACAGAAUAAUACCUUGAGAGUUAACCAAACCCUUGGAAGGGCCUGAUAUUUCCUAGUUAUUUUUUUUAAAUGCACUUAGAAUACAAAAAUAAAACAAGUAAACUAGAAUAUUUUUGGCAUUUCAGGUUAAAAAAACCUAGAUUUAGAAUAGAUCGACAGGUACUCUCUGCCACUGUGAUUCAAGGUAACAUCGACAGCACGAAUCACAGUCAAUUAAAUAACUAAUUCUAAUGUAAUUCAAGUACAAUUUGCGUGAGCGAAGUAAUAAUAAUAAUAACAAUAGUAUAUCGAUAAUGUCAAACAAAUCCAGUUUUUCGAUUUUUUUAAAAUUUAGUUAAGCACCUUUUUUAUUUAUAGAAUUGUGACACCRAGUGUUAACAGCACCUCAAGAAGUUAAUUGUUUUUGUUAGCAUCAUUUAAGAAAAAAAAACGCUACUCGAAAGCGCGAAUUAAGCAACACAAACAUAAAUUUGGCGCAUCCAGUUAUCGUUUGAAGCGAAUACCUUAUUUUCGCUCAUGCUACGAUCUGAACAACUACAAACUACUUUGAUAGGGAAUCUCGGAAUCAAAUGGUUUUGCAAAUGAGCGAAAAUAAGGUAUUUUGGAAAUAACGAUGAUUGACGAAAAAGAGGUGUUUCCAAAACCGCAAGAUCUAAAAUGUAAUUGUCCAAGGUAUGUCAUGUUUUAGGAGUGACGUUUUUUAAGCAAGUUAAUGGUUUAUUGCAGUGUACGAUUAAAUAUGGUGUUUCUCUAAAUAAGAAGCCAAGGGACUAGGUAACUUUAGACAGAGGACACAUAGUUUAUUGUAGACCAUGGCAAUGUUAGCGUUAUUCCCAUUAAAGAACUGUGUCUUAAAAACU